UUGUCUAAAAAACGUCCUUUAGAACCAGCUCUACGGAAUCCUGCUAAUAUCUCACUUAAUGCUCCAUCCACAUUCUCCUCUACAUCAAACUCAGCAGUUGGAACUGCUCAGAAUGCUAGCAUUAACAAAACAGCUACAGGUGAACGUCAAAGAAAGUAUCCAGCUCUGAUUCUGACUGAAGAGGAGAAAAGACUAUGCAAGAAGGAGUCAAUUCUCCUACCAGACUUCUAUCCACUAACAAAAGCUGAAGAGCGUGAUUUGAAAAGGAUUCGGCGAAAAAUUCGUAACAAGAGAAGCGCACAAACGAGCCGAAAACGCAAACAGGAUUAUAUAGAGCAACUAGAAGAUCGUGUUGCUGAUUGCAGUCAAGAAAAUCAGGAACUGAAAGCGCAGGUUGAAAUGCUUACUCGUCAGCACCAGUCAGUCCUUUCACAGCUACGGAAAUUGCAAGCAGCUCUCGGACAGAGUACGCGUCGGGGAGCUCAAGCAGGCACUUGUCUCGCUGUUUUACUACUUUCCGUUUGUUUGCUUGUGGCACCUCAUCUAAACCCCUUGGUAAUCUUUUUUAAAGAUUUACCUAUUUAUCAGUGUUUUUCAACAAUAAUAUAA
This is a messenger RNA of Angiostrongylus costaricensis, 609 nucleotides long. NCBI's taxonomy places the organism in Eukaryota, Metazoa, Nematoda, Chromadorea, Rhabditida, Metastrongylidae. The record is from the annotation of a GenBank genome assembly.